Molecule: messenger RNA, 881 nt
Organism: Acomys russatus (golden spiny mouse)
Lineage: Eukaryota; Metazoa; Chordata; Mammalia; Rodentia; Muridae
Gene: Tmem11
Product: transmembrane protein 11
Exons: 2
Coding region: 299-871 (190 amino acids)
Biological process (GO): inner mitochondrial membrane organization
Cellular component (GO): mitochondrial inner membrane
Source: RefSeq, a predicted model, not a curated record
GCUUUCUUUCCGCUCUCCUUCAGCCACUCGCUCUAGGCGCCCAAGGACGUCCAGGCGGUGGGCGCUGCGACUCGCACUGUGCGACUUGGAGACUCUUUUCCUCCGGCUGAGCCCACCCCUCGCCCUCUUGCGCGCGGCAGCUUACAGCUGGCUUCCGGCGUGCCGCCUUGUGGACAGUGUAGUCCGCUCGCAACCACCGCUCGCGUUACGUGCGGUUCACCGGACUACGUUUCCCUUCGGCCCGCGCGCGCCCCGAGCCGCGUCGGCUCCAACUCCCGACGAGCCGAAAGUCUCCAAGAUGGCCGCGUGGGGAAGGAGGCGUCUGGGUCCAGGCGGCGGCGGCUCCCGAGAGAGGGUCAGCCUGUCAGCCACAGACUGCUACAUAGUACAUGAAAUCUACAGCGGGGAGAAUGCCCAGGACCAGUUUGAGUAUGAGCUGGAGCAGGCGCUGGAAGCCCAGUACAAGUACAUUGUGAUCGAGCCCACCCGAAUUGGGGAUGAGACAGCACGCUGGAUCACCGUGGGCAACUGCCUGCACAAGACGGCCGUGUUGGCGGGCACUGCCUGCCUCUUCACCCCGUUGGCACUGCCUCUGGAUUACUCCCACUACAUCUCCCUGCCCGCUGGUGUGCUGAGCCUGGCCUGCUGUACCCUCUAUGGGAUCUCCUGGCAGUUUGACCCUUGCUGCAAGUACCAGGUGGAGUAUGAUGCCUAUAAACUGUCCCGCCUGCCUCUGCACACGCUCACCUCCUCCACACCAGUGGUGCUGGUUCGGAAGGACGACCUGCACAGGAAGAGACUGCACAACACGAUAGCCCUGGCUGCCCUGGUGUACUGUGUAAAGAAGGUGUAUGAGCUCUACGCCGUAUGACUGCAGGAGU